AGCAAAAUUCACCAAUUAGCAGCGCGAUUGGCAGCAAAGUGGUGCUCAAGCCUUCUUCAAACAUGCUUUUUGAAUACUCUUUUGCUUGUAUUAUUAGUUUCCUUUGCUUUAUAUAAUCAGUCAACAUCAUUGGCGGAAUGAAUUAUUCAUGUGCUGUUUUAGAGUCAUAUUUUUCCCAGGUUUAUGUUUGGCGUCCAUAAUCCCAUGUAUUCAGUGGCUGUAUAUGCUCUUCUUGCCUUUUGAAAUUACCACCAAUGCUGAUGUUGUCUAGCCAGCAGAGCUUGCAGAUGCUGCGGACCUGUCUGUACGUUGGCAGGAUAUGGCGGAGUCCUGCCUACCUUUCCUCCCUGGCCUCAGCUCACUCAGGCAGGCUGGGUGGCUGUGCCAGGCUGUCUAACAGACUCAGACCUGGAUAUGGCAAGGUGUCCGAGCGGUCUGUGCGACGGGAGCUGGCGGCGGCCCGCCGGCUGCUGGCCCGCUCCCUGCCGGCGCUGUCCGGCCGGCUGUCCUCUGACGGCCUGUCCGGUGUGUCCACUGUGUCCGGACAGUGGCGCGGGCUGCACACUGCCCCACCGGCGGCCGCUGCCGAUGGACCCCGCCCGCCGUCCGGGUCCCAGCCAAACAGGAAGCCUCCACCGCCCGACGAGGAGGACCCAGACAAGAAGAAGAAGCCGGACGAGGAGAACACGACCACGCAGCUGGCCAAGACGGCCCUCUGGAUGCUCAUCAUCUACUGGUUCAUCACCGUGCUCACUAUGCUGUUCCCGAGUAGCAACCGACCCGAUCAGAUAUUCCGUUUCGUGUCGUGGAACGAGUUCGUGCACCACAUGCUGGCACGGGGCGAGGUGGAGGAGGUGAUCGUCCGGCCCGACCUGAACCAGGUCACCAUCGUGCUGCACGAGGGAGCCGUGGUCAAGGGCCGGCGCGUCGAGUUCACCGUGUUCCAGAUGAACGUGCCCGACGUGCAUCAGUUCGAGGAAAAGCUGCGAGAGGCCGAGACGAAAAUCGGAGUUCGCCCUGAGGACCGUAUCCCCGUGGUUUACGAGCGCUACUCGGACGCCGCCGGCCGCCUAUUGACCACCGUGAUUAUCGUAUCGCUGCUGGCGUACGCACUCUCUGCCAGCCGCGGGAAGUCGCCCAUCUCAAUGAAUGCACUGAGUUCUCUGACGCGCGCCAAGUUCACCAUCGUGGACUCUCUGGCCGGCGAGGGGCGCGGCGUCAAGUUCAGUGACGUGGCCGGCCUCAAGGAGGCCAAACAGGAAGUGAUGGAGUUUGUCGACUACCUCAAACGGCCAGAGUACUACCGCAGUCUGGGCGCCAGGGUACCGAAGGGAGCGCUGCUGCUCGGUCCGCCCGGCUGCGGUAAGACGCUGCUGGCCAAAGCGGUGGCCACCGAGGGACAUGUGCCCUUCCUCACCAUGAACGGCUCCGAGUUUAUCGAGAUGAUCGGCGGACUGGGCGCCGCCCGGGUCAGAGACCUGUUUAAGGAGGCUCGGAAGCGAGCGCCGUGUAUCGUCUACAUUGACGAGAUUGACGCCAUUGGUCGAGCUAGGGCCGAGGGAGCGGGCAGCUUCAGCGGCGGAGCCGGGGAGAUGGAGCAGACUCUCAACCAGCUGCUGGUGGAGAUGGACGGCAUGGCCACCAAGGAGGGCGUGGUGAUUCUGGCCUCCACCAACCGCUCCGACAUCCUCGACAAGGCGCUGCUACGGCCUGGCCGGUUCGACCGACACAUCCUGAUCGACCUGCCGACGCUGGCGGAGCGGCAGGAGAUCUUCGAGCACCACCUGAAGGCGAUUGUGCUGGAGCGUCCGGUGACCGCCUUCUCGCCGCGACUGGCCCGACUGACGCCGGGAUUCAGCGGCGCCGAUAUCGCUAACGUGGCUAACGAGGCAGCGCUGAAGGCUGCCCGGGACGGAGCUAAGGAAGUGAAGGGAGCAGACCUCGAGUACGCCAUCGAGCGCGUCGUGGGCGGCACGGAGAAACGGUCUCAGGUAAUGUCUCCCUCUGAACGGCGCGUGGUGGCGUUCCACGAGUCGGGUCACGCGCUGGUCGGCUGGCUCCUGAAGCACACGGACGCCCUGCUGAAGGUCACCAUCGUGCCGCGAACCAACCAGACGCUAGGCUUCGCGCAGUACACUCCGGCAGACAUCAAACUGCACACGACGGAGCAGUUGUUUGAGAAGAUGUGUAUGGCGCUGGGCGGCCGGUGCGCCGAGGCUCUAGUCUUUGACCGGGUCACCACCGGAGCGCAGAACGACCUGGAUAAGGUCACCAAAAUGGCCUACGCCCAGGUCCGCACAUUCGGUAUGAACGAGGCUGUGGGCCCGCUAUCUUUCGACCCGUCCACGCCCGGCCGGAAGCCGUACAGCCGAAAACUGGCGGCUCUAAUGGACGUGGAAGCGCGCGCUCUGGUGGCCCGCGCUUACCGGCACACGGAGCAGGUGCUCCAGGAGAACAUGGACAAACUGCAGAUGAUGGCCGAGGCACUGAUGUCCCGCGACACCCUCAACUACGACGACGUGGUGGCGCUGAUUGGACCCCCUCCCCACGGCCACAAACACCUGGUCACGCACCAGGACUUUGAAGAGGAACUCAAGGAGGAGGCUGCCACUGCGGGGCCGCCGCCGAACGCGCCUCCGCCGGCCGCCGAGGGGGGAGAGGGUGACGGGCAGCCGGCCGGCGGGCCAGCGGAGGGGGAUCAGAGGGGCGUGGGGCGACCCGAGUAGGGGAGGAGGGGACGGCAGGGAGGGCUGUGCUGGGGUGCGCGAUGAAUGAAUGUUGGAGGAAAUGAGAGAUGAGAGAAUAUGUGGUGACUGUUGACGUGUUGCUGUUGAAUGCCAUGUGGAACUGAGUUGCCUUUAGUAAUCCUGUGGUGGAGUGGAACAUUCAGGUAAUUGUUCUAUGACAGCUGUUUACUCUGACUGCAUUCGCUGCUGAGUUACAAGAUAAUCCCACCCAGAGAAGCUCCUUUACCCCACCCCAUCUGUUCCGGUCUUUGUCUCGGUUUUAGUGCAAUUGAGUUGGCGCGUGCGACAGAUUUCAGUCGGGAGCCCCAGCUGCUGUCGGUACAUAAUGGCGUUGAGCGGUCUGAGUGAGGAUUUUCAGUCGGGUUCCCGGCUACCCAGGGUCAGAUGUUGCUGAUUGACCCCCGUUGACGUACUAUGCUGCAGUCAGUUUAUACAGUCAGUAGAUGUCAGUAUUCUUCUGACAUGUCUGCCUGAGAGUGCCGCAGUUCUAGUGAUAUGUUGUAUCGCUUAACGACAGAUGUCCGCAGAUGUCUGUGUUCUGAGUGAUAAUAUAUUUGUACGUGCUCAAUGUACAAACGAUGGCUGA
Molecule: messenger RNA, 3333 nt
Organism: Amphibalanus amphitrite
Lineage: Eukaryota; Metazoa; Arthropoda; Thecostraca; Balanomorpha; Balanidae
Product: paraplegin-like
Exons: 17
Coding region: 255-2726 (823 amino acids)
Biological process (GO): protein-containing complex assembly; mitochondrial protein processing
Cellular component (GO): membrane; m-AAA complex
Molecular function (GO): zinc ion binding; metalloendopeptidase activity; ATP hydrolysis activity
Source: RefSeq, a predicted model, not a curated record